AGCGUGUCCGCCCACAAAAGCCACAGCUAUCUYCCCGAAUCUCUUCUCUGUGAAAAAGAAAAUCCAGUUCUGCGCGAAUAAAAAACGCCAUACGCUCAAAACAUAAACAGCUGUGACGGCUCGGGUUCGGCGCGAGACGGACGGCGGACGAGGCGUCCCCGCGUCGUGUGUCGGUCGGGCGGGGAGAGAGAAACGGCGGUGACAGGCAGGAGCAAAGAGAGGAGGGUGUUGUCCUGGAUGCUUAAAUGGAAGUGGGUGGGCCUCUACGGUCACACACCGCCAACUUCCCCGUGGAUGUCGCUCUGACAGGCACAAAUUAGCUCGUUUAUGGACUGUCUAUCCGGGCAGAGGAGUCGCAGGAAAGGGCCGCGAGGAGUCCGACGGAGCGGGCACGGUUAGCUCGCGCUCUGUUGUUCCCGUUAUUUUGGAGGGCUGCUUGAUUGUAAACGCGCUUGGCACCGCCCUUCCUGGCUGGGUGGGUGGUUUCGUCAAACGGGCAGAUCCGCUACGGCCCAGAGCCGAACAUAUAGGCCGUCCUCCGCCUCUGUACCCGGCCGGCCUUCUACCGUGAACUACACCCUCUCCCUCUCGGUAUAUUAAUGCGUUAUGAGUGACUCGAAGAAGGAAUCAGCUGGAACUGAAGGAGGGAAAGCAUCAAAACGGGGUAAAAGUUCUGGAUCGCAGGAUUCCUCUCAGCCCUCUCCGUUAGCGCUGCUKGCAGCCACCUGCAGUAAGAUCGGAGGGCAGGGGGAGGCGGCGGAGGGGGCCCAGGCCCAGGCGGGUGCCCAGCAGAUCCAGGUCCAGGCCGGUCAGAUCCAGCUGCAGGCGGGUCCGCUUCAGGGACAMAUAGUGGUGGACGCAGCUGGGGGUCAGGCCCUGGUGCCCCAGCAGCUGGAACUGGUCCCGGCUCAGUUCACGGGCAACGGCUGGCAGAUCAUCACAGCAGCUCCUACCAUGGCCAAGGAGAACAGCAGUCAACCUGUUGCUGUGACCGUGGCCACCACCUUGGCCAACGACAGCUCCCCUGGUGGACGCAAGGUGAAGGCAGCAGGUGGGACCAACAGCGUUGCAGCCAGUCAGCAGCAGCAGCAGUUCCAGAUCAUCCAGGUGCAGAACUUGCCCAGUGCUGGCAGCGGUGUGCAGUACCAGGUCAUCCCUCACCUGCAAACCGCCGACGGACAGCAGAUCCACAUCAACCCGCAGCCAGCCUCCAUCGGAGCUCUGUCUGAGCAGGUUCAGCUUAUCCAGUCCCCGAACUCAGGCCAGACCCAGGCUAUCCUCCAACCUGCCGGUCAGCAGACCAUCCUGCCAAGCACAGCCAAUCAGACGGUCCCGCUGCAGAUCCGCCCCGCACAGUCCUUCCCACUCCAGCUGCAGACGCUGCAGGGCUCGCAGACUCCCGUAAUGACCACKGUACCCAUAAACCUCGGCGGCAUGACCCUGGCUCUGCCUGUCAUUAACAGUGUGGGAGGGGGCGGGGCUGUGCAGCUCAUCCAAUCAGCAGAUGGCACGUUCUCCGUUGCUAACGGGAACCAGCUGGUGACGACAGCGGUGUCCGGAGGGGCUCCUGCUGCGACCGGGUCGACGCCGACAGCAGCCGAAGGCGACGUCGUGACCGAGGGGGUUCAAGUGGUCUCCGCCGGACAAGAGGCGGGAUCGGCUGACCCCAAAGUCCAGAACAGCGAGGCCGACUCGCAGAGCCAGAACCAAGCGAACGGGCUCCAGAGCCAGUCGGACUCACCGGGAAGCAUCCAGCAGGUGAUCGUGGGCCAGGUGGGGCACCAGCUGGUGCAGCAGAUUCAGCUGCAGCCCCCGGCUCAGAGCCAGGCUCAGACACAGGCCCAGCAGCAGCCCCAACACAUCCAGACCCUCCAGCUGGCCCCAGGACAAACCCUGCAGCCCAUCCAGGCCCUGCAGAACCCGGCCCAGGUUCUCAUCCGCGCUCCGACCCUAUCCUCCAACGGUCAGAUCACCUGGCAGACGCUGCAGCUGCCCGGGGGGGUCUCCCUGCAGGGAGGUCUGGGGACAGCUGUGCCACAGCAGCUGACUCUGACCCCGGUGGCAGGGGGGACGGCGGUGGGCAGCGGCGGGCUGGUGUCCCUGAGUGGAACUCCGCUGACGCUGAGCGCAGCUCAGAUUAACCCAGGUUCUGGGGUGCAGACGGUCAGCAUCGCUGGACUGGGCACAGCUGGAGUUCAGGUUCAGGGUGUACCUCUGACCAUUACUGGUCUACAGGGUCAACCACAGGGUCAGGACGGGGUCAAAGUUCAGUCCUCUCCUGUGACCGUCACCGUCGGCAAUGUGGCUUCAAGUUCGUCCCUGAGUCCAGACCAGCUGGGCUCCGUUCAGAGUUCUUCGGACCAAGAGGGGCUGCCCAGCAARAGGCUCAGACGCGUGGCCUGCUCAUGUCCAAACUGCAGGGACGGAGAAGGAAGGAACAGCGGGGACCCCUCAAAGAAAAAGCAGCACAUCUGCCACAUGGAGGGCUGCGGGAAGGUGUACGGCAAGACGUCCCACCUGAGGGCCCACCUGCGCUGGCACACCGGCGAGAGGCCAUUUGUGUGUAACUGGAUCUUCUGUGGCAAGAGGUUCACCCGGAGCGACGAGCUGCAGAGACACCGGAGAACACACACAGGAGAAAAGCGCUUCGAGUGCCCCGAAUGCUCCAAGCGCUUCAUGCGCAGCGACCACCUCUCCAAGCACAUCAAGACCCACCAGAACAAGAAGGGCGGCGCCGCCGUGGCCAUCAUCACCACCGACGACAUGGAGGACGACGCCCCCGAGGGCCUGCCCGACUCCCCGCAGAUMGUCUCCGUGGGAACCCUCACGCGGGACUCAGAACCCGCCACGCCCACCACCUCCAACCACCUGGAGGAGGAGGAGUUUGAAUAGACAAACGGGAAAGGGCCGACCUCCUCUUUUGUUACUGGAGGUUUUUGCAGGGACUCUAAGGUUGUUUUUAAUUAUUUUACAUACAUUUAAAAAAAAUCAGAAAGGAGACAAAUUCAUCUAAUGAAUAUAAGCUGAGAAAAACAAUAUAGACAUUACAAUCUAAGGAAAAGUAAAAUAACUUAUAACAAACAUUUAAACUCUAUGAAGAGAUUAGUUUGGCAUUUAUGAAAUUAAUUUAUAAAAUUUCCAUGUGCAGUGGGGGAAGGGAGCUAAGAYGAGCACAAGACGGGAGGGAGGGGGAGGGGCUGGUAAAUCGAAAACCAUCCGACACYGAGAGGCAUUUCCUAACAGAAUCUAACUCUAUGCACAAAGUUGUGUUCCUGUUUCAUACCUGUCAGACAGAGCUGAGGUCAAUCACGGUACAGGAUGGGUGCAGAGCGGCGACAGAGCUGGGGCAGCUUUGGGACAGUGUGUGUGUGUGUAGAUGUGAACACGAAUGAGCGCCUGUUUGUAUUCCCACGCUGUCCCGCUCAGGAUCUACCUAAAAUUUUAUUUAUGGUUCAGGUUUAGUCCUCAGAUCAGAUUCAGGAGUUGAUUUGUUUGAUUAGUCAACAAAUUGAAGAGGAUCGAUGGGGGGGGAGGGUCAUUCUUAAAAAAAAGAAAAAGAAAAAAAUAGGACCGGGAAAGUAGAAAAAACAAGCACAUAUGAAAGAUUUAUAAAAUGAUGCAUUCCUAUUGAGGCACAGUGGCCAUUAGAGGAAAAAAGGUUUCUAUAGAGACAAAAAAAAAUAACAAAAAAAAAAACAAUCUAGCUUUCUGCAACUUUGUGUAGUGAAAGCAAUACAAUAAUGACAAUCCUAGUGGAACCAUGUUUACAUUGUCGGGGUGGGAGUUUUUGUUAACGAAACAAGCCAGUUUGAUCCUGGUUUCAGGAAGACCGCAGGAAGUGGUGCUGUCGUUUGAACAAACCACAGAGUGGCUUUACCAUCCAAGCUGCACAAUCGGUUGAUUUUUCUUUUCUAUCGUCAAAUAGCUCCAGAUGGUGAGACGCACCAACGGCUUUGUCAGAUGGCAGCACGGUCGCUGAUGUUUCUUAAAGCGAUAGGUCGGAUAUUUUAAAGUGGGGCUCCGUGGAAAGGUUGAAAAAAGAAUAUCUUACCUGUURUAGAUAGCUYUUCGUGUGAGCUCAGUUUGGAGAAACRGGUUUUAUUUUGAACAGAUUGAUGAGCUAACGGCUAGCUUCAAUUUAGCUAAAACCAAAGUGAAUUUUUUGUCAUCUUAAACAACUCAAAUCUCAAAAAUGUUCAAAGCAGUUCACUUUGAUGCUAAUUUAUAAACGUUUACACCCCGGUUUGUUUAGCAUCACAUAGUUAUUAAUGUUUACUGUGUCUGUAWUUAUCUGUACUGAAUCAYCAAGUGGAUUUUAGYGAAACUUUCAGAGCCAAUUCAAGAUGGCCGCCACAACAAAGCAAUCUUAUCAAACCCAUAAAUAGCAAUAAUUCAGUCUUUUUUUUUUUUUAAUAGCUAAGAUUGAUACCGAACACAUCCUGAGUACAGAAUAUGUGCAAGAUUUGGGUUGAAAAUAUUGCCAGUAACUACUUGGGACUUUGUUAGCAAAAUAUCCUUAUGAACCACAGAGCAAACRUUUACAAAACUUUCAGGUAAUGAUCAUUUUUUUUGGAGCCAACUCAAUUUGCAAAGCACAAUAAAAAACAGCUUUAAUCAAGUCAGUUCUACAAAUACUGGGCUUAAAUUAGGUGUGAAUGCAGCUGAGUGUGAUUCACAGCACACGCUUUGACCGUGACGUGGUGAUUUCACGAGCGUGUGCAUAAUGUUAUUUUCAAGGUUCGACCAAAUCAGCUGCAACACAAGGUUAUUUCAGUCAAACUCGGGCCUGAAAGACAGCAGAGGUAGAYGACGUUUUCAAGGAAAAAAAAUACAGCUGUAAUGUGAAAUGGACACCAGACACCAUUUUUCUUUUAGGUGGAAGUUGUUUUAAGACAGAAACAAGCCAUUUCCAUGUAGCCUUUAGAACGCAAAUCUGUUCAAAAUGAAUCCAUUUCUCCAAACUGGGGAUGUUUAAAGAUAUAUCUACAACAAAUAAAAUGCUGAUUGUUCAUAACAGYUCCAUAGAACCGCACUUUAAAUGAUCUGAACGAUCCUUUUAAUGCUGCUUGUGCUUUGGUGAGAAGCCCUCCUCAYCUCUAACCUGCAGUAUGACUGAUUCAACCCCGUCGUCCAAUUAAAAGCUGUCUUUUUCAGACAGAGGUAAAGAGGGGCCAAAGCAGGAGCAGUUCAAGUAAAAACAAAGUUGGAGAGCGGCAGAAGGGUCGGGCUGUUUAGCUGUGUGGAUAUAAUAAUAUUUUCCGGUGAUGUUGGUCUGUGUUAGUUCAGUGCGUAAUUUUUUUUUAUUUAUUUAAAAAAAUAAAUAAAUCGACAUUUAUUUCAUAGAAUUUAACCAGUUUUCUUUUUAACGCCUCGCUCCGAGAGUUGUUAUUACACAGGACCCCACUGUGUAUGGCUAAUUUAUAAUUUAUCCUUGAUUUGUAAUAUUUGCCUUUCGCUGGACUCGUAUUUGUGUGCGUUGAUUCUUGUGUACAGCAUGUUUCAGUUCUUCGCCGUAGUGCUGCUUUUUAUUUGAUUUUCGUUACGCCCGAUUGUUGCUCUUCAGUUGAACUUUUUCUCUCUCUUUGCGCCAUAAUGUGUUUUUGGAGGAACAAAAAGAACAAAAAAGAAGAAAGCAAAAAAAAAAACUUUUAAAAAAAGCUAUUGUCCUUAUCUGAAAAAGGGUUGAUACCAAACGACUUUAGAUGUUUUCAAAUCUUUUUUGUGUGACGACUAACUUUUUUCUUUUCUUUUCUAUUUUGUAGUGACAUCUCAUUUGUAAAUCUUUUUCUAAAAAGAUGUUUGUCCGUCUCCAUGACAUUUGAUAAUGGGUUUUUUGUCAGGUUAGCCUUAAAGGCUCCAGUUUAUUGAUAUUUUUAAAACUGGUUUGUACAAAUGUGGUAUGUCAAAUAAAAACUAAAAAGAAAUUCGAAGCAGAAAAACAUGCUUUUGCCUGCUUAACACUUGACAAUAAAGUGUGUCUUAAAUUUC
Messenger RNA from Austrofundulus limnaeus, 5988 nucleotides. RefSeq names its product sp4 transcription factor (gene sp4). The coding region runs from base 607 to 2892 and encodes 761 amino acids. NCBI's taxonomy places the organism in Eukaryota, Metazoa, Chordata, Actinopteri, Cyprinodontiformes, Rivulidae. The record is from RefSeq and is a predicted model, not a curated record. Gene Ontology annotation, molecular function: RNA polymerase II cis-regulatory region sequence-specific DNA binding; DNA-binding transcription factor activity, RNA polymerase II-specific. The transcript has 7 exons. Gene Ontology annotation, biological process: regulation of transcription by RNA polymerase II.